GGUGGCAUUGCGACUACGUUGACUCAGCCAGUGGAUGUUUUAAAAACGAGGGCCAUGAACGCGAAACCAGGCGAGGUGAAGAGUAUAUUCGCCCUCAUCAGAGCCACCGGCAGGGAAGGUCCUCUAGCAUUCUUCAAAGGAUACAUUCCAGCGUUCGCUAGACUUGCGCCUCAUACUAUUCUAACAUUUGUAUUUUUGGAACAACUUAGAAUGAAUUUUGGUGUGAUUAAAUUUAAUUAAUUCCCAUUUGUUAGAUUAAAAUAGUUUUUUGUAUAUAUUGCUAAUUUGGUGUAACUGAUUGCAAUUUUCUUUUACUUGCAUUUAGUUUUAGCGGUUGAGGAUUUGUAAGUUGUUUCUGUUUCCUAGAAUGCACAUAGGAACUUAUAGACUUUGUUACUGUGAACUCUCAUAAUUCGUGUAUGUCGCUUACAACUGCCAUGUUUAAUGUAACAAGUCGAAAAAUUAUUUAUUGAGAUAUUUUCCAGCAAUAAUUUAAGAAUUCUCGCAUAAUUUGUUGUUAGGUUGAUUGAACGACGAAGUCACGUUUGGUUAUGUAUGAAUUUGUGUAUAUAUUUGGAAAUACACAUUUUUAAAAAAUAACGAUAACAUAAAUAAUAAUGAUUACAUUUGACGAGAUUAAUUAAUUACACAAAUGAGAACAUUAUAGGGUGGUGUUAAGGAUAUUAUUUCUUUUGAAGAAUUUUUACUUUUGAGAAAUUUACAACUUUACUAUUAAAUAAGAAGUAACUCUGAAGGCUUUAAGGUAUGUAUUCCCUGUUGCCUUACUUAAUAAAAACAAGUCUUCCUCUACAUUUUUGGAUGCUGUUUGCACAGUAUUGUCCUAACCUCUCAUUAUAAAUUGUCCACUUGGAAACUAUUUCUCUGAGACGACCCCAGAGUCAUGACAAUAUAAUUAAUAUUUUUAAUAAUAUCUACAUGACAUACUACAUGUUAAUUUUAUAUAUAUUUCUCUUUUAUUUCAAACUUCUUUAUUUAUUUUUAAAAUUUUCAAAUAAUAUAAAAAUAUUAUCAAUCCUCAAUUACAAAGGACAUUAGGGAUAUAUUGAUUUACAUGGCUGUAAAAAGUAUAAAUUAUUCUGUAUAUUUAUAUGUUAUGUAUAUAAUACUACAUAGGAAGAGACUUUGUUAUAUGCCGCCCUGUGGCUGUGUUGUUUAUUUAUUUUCUAGUAUUUUUAAGUGUGCCAAAAAUGUAAUAGCCUAAAACAAUUAUUUAAAGAAAUGUGCUCUUUCUCGAUGUGACAACGAUAUUUGUAACUUAUUUAUUAUAUUUACGUCAUUGGUUAUACAUUCCUCAGAAACAAAAUACUUUUACGAUGUAAGUUUAAAAAUACUAUUAGUACAGUUUUUAAAAUAUGUUUUAUUGUUGUUUCAAUAUUUAGUCAUUUGUUCCAAUAAGUCACUUUUGACUCUAGACUAAAGUAUUUUCUAGGUAAUUUGUUAAAAAAAUACUUUAAGAAUAAUACAAUUUAUAAUUUAUUCAUAACAAUGUAACGUUUUUGAUAUGAUAUAUUCUAUUCGACGUCUUAGACGCGGGCACUAUUAGAUUUAUAUACAAUUUAAACGAAUAGUAAAAUGUUAAAAUAGUUUCUAAGGUUAAACUUUGUAGAACGAAGUGUUUGUAGCGAUUGGGUAAUCUAUAAUCAUGUUGAUACGGGUGGCAACAAGUCGAAAAGUGUAAUCAUCAUGAAUGUUUAUCUAGAAUGUGUAAGUAGAGUGCGACUCAUAUAUAAACUUACUGCGGGAUUAUGUAUAUAAUUAAGAAAAUGUGUUAUUUUAUUUUUAUGAAAAUGUUGAGUGCUUGCUGCACUAUAAAUUACCGAGAUUAUUUUUCUAAA
This is a messenger RNA of Manduca sexta (tobacco hornworm), 1856 nucleotides long. RefSeq names its product mitochondrial dicarboxylate carrier-like. The record is from RefSeq and is a predicted model, not a curated record. NCBI's taxonomy places the organism in Eukaryota, Metazoa, Arthropoda, Insecta, Lepidoptera, Sphingidae. Gene Ontology annotation, biological process: thiosulfate transport; malate transmembrane transport; phosphate ion transmembrane transport. Gene Ontology annotation, molecular function: succinate transmembrane transporter activity; antiporter activity; thiosulfate transmembrane transporter activity.